Otolemur garnettii (small-eared galago) is the source of this 2052-nucleotide messenger RNA. It is a transcript of the gene NUP88, whose product is annotated as nucleoporin 88. Lineage: Eukaryota; Metazoa; Chordata; Mammalia; Primates; Galagidae. The record is from RefSeq and is a predicted model, not a curated record. The coding region runs from base 73 to 2028 and encodes 651 amino acids. Gene Ontology annotation, cellular component: nuclear pore. Gene Ontology annotation, biological process: ribosomal large subunit export from nucleus; ribosomal small subunit export from nucleus; mRNA export from nucleus. The transcript is spliced from 14 exons. Gene Ontology annotation, molecular function: structural constituent of nuclear pore.
ACGGUUGCCCGCGGAUUGGCUGCGCUCUACGGCGGGCUGGGCAACUGGAAUGAAGAGAGCAGUUGGGCCAAGAUGGCGGCUGCUGAGGGACCAGUGAGCGACGGUGAGCUGUGGCAGACCUGGCUUCCCAGCCACGUUGUGUUCUCGCGCCUCCGGGAGGGUCUGAAAAACCAGAGCCCAGCCGAGGCUGAGAAACCAGCUUCUUCAUCACUACCUUCCUCGCCGCCGCUGCCGUUGCUGACAAGAAAUUUAGUGUUCGGCCUCGGCGGAGAGCUCUUCCUGUGGGACGGAGAAGGCAGCUCCUUCUUAGUCAUUCGCCUUCGGGGUGUCAGCGGGGACAGUGAGGAGCCCCCCCUCUCCCAGUACCAGAGAUUGCUUUGCAUAAAUCCACCCUUGUUUGAAAUCUAUCAAGUCUUGUUAAGUCCAACACAACAUCAUGUAGCACUUAUAGGAAUAAAAGGACUUAUGGUAUUAGAAUUACCUAAAAGAUGGGGGAAAAAUUCUGAAUUUGAAGGUGGAAAAUCAACAGUGAAUUGUAGUACCACUCCAAUUGCUGAGAGAUUUUUCACGAGUUCUACCUCUCUGACUCUAAAGCAUGCUGCCUGGUAUCCGAGUGAAAUGCUAGAUCCCCAUAUAGUGCUGUUAACAUCAGACAAUGUAAUAAGAAUUUACUCUCUUCGUGAGCCCCAGAUACCCACUAAAGUGAUUGUACUUUCAGAAACAGAAGAGGAAAAUCUAAUACUCAACAAAGGAAGGGCAUAUACCGCAUCUCUAGGAGAGACAGCAGUUGCAUUUGACUUUGGGCCAUUGGCAGCAGUCCCAAAGAAUAUUUUUGGACAAAAAGGCAAAGAUGAAGUAGUGGCAUACCCACUCUAUAUCUUGUAUGAGAAUGGGGAGACUUUCCUGACAUAUGUUAGUCUGCUACACAGUCCUGGGAAUAUUGGAAAGCUGUUGGGCCCAUUGCCCAUGCAUCCUGCUGCUGAAGAUAACUAUGGUUAUGAUGCUUGUGCUAUACUCUGCUUAUCCUGUGUCCCCAACAUCUUAGUGAUUGCUACCGAGUCAGGAAUGCUGUAUCACUGUGUUGUGCUAGAAGGGGAAGCAGAAGAUGAUGAGCAAACAUCAGAAAAGUCCUGGGACUCGAGGGCCGACCUCAUCCCUUCUCUGUAUGUGUUUGAAUGUGUCGAGUUAGAGCUUGCCUUAAAACUGGCUUCUGGGGAGGAAGAUCCCUUUGAUUCCGACUUCUCUUGUCCAAUAAAACUUCACAGAGAUCCUAAGUGCUCUUCAAGAUAUCACUGUACUCAUGAAGCUGGUGUACAUAGUGUUGGGCUGACUUGGAUUCAUAAACUUCACAAAUUUCUUGGAUCAGAUGAAGAAGAUAAGGAUAGUUUACAGGAACUUGGUACAGAACAGAAAUGCUUUGUUGAACACAUCCUUUGUACAAAGCCAUUGCCAUGCAGGCAGCCAGCUCCAAUUCGAGGAUUCUGGAUUGUCCCUGACAUUCUGGGGCCCACAAUGAUCUGCAUUACCAGUACCUACGAAUGCCUUAUAAGGCCUUUAUUAAGUACAGUCCAUCCAGCAUCUCCUCCCCUGCUCUGUACCCAAGAAGAUGUUGAAGUGACAGAGUCUCCCCUCCGCAUUCUGGCUGAAACCCCAGAUUCCUUUGAAAAGCAUAUUAGAAGCAUUUUGCAACGGAGUGUUGCCAAUCCAGCUUUUCUAAAAUCAUCUGAAAAGGAUACAGCCCCUCCUCCUGAAGAAUGUCUUCAGCUCAUCAGCAGAGCCACCCAGGUCUUUAGAGAACAGUACAUUCUUAAACAGGACCUGGCAAAGGAGGAGAUUCAGCGAAGAGUCAAAUUAUUAUGUGACCAAAAAAAGAAACAACUAGAAGAUCUCAGUUAUUGUCGAGAGGAGCGGAAAAGUCUGCGGGAAAUGGCUGAGCGCUUAGCUGAUAAAUAUGAGGAAGCCAAGGAAAAACAAGAAGAUAUCACCAACAGGUCAGUGAUGACAUUUAGUUCCUUACUCAGGUACUGAUGAUGUUAUUAAGUACUUAGGUAA